CAUUAUUUAUACACUAAAAAUUUCGCCAGCUCCGUCUUUUUGCUUAUCUUCUAUACAUUUACAGUCCCGAUUCAUCUUCUCUCCAGCUCCGACCAGGACGUAACAGGUAAGUACAAAAGAGGGUGGUGAAAGAUGGGUCGCGUUCGUACCAAAACAGUGAAGAAAUCGUCACGUCAGGUGAUCGAGAAGUACUACUCGAGGAUGACACUCGACUUCCACACGAACAAGAAGAUCUUGGAGGAAGUCGCAAUCAUCCCUUCCAAAAGACUACGCAACAAGAUCGCUGGAUUCUCCACGCAUUUGAUGAAGCGUAUCCAAAAGGGACCGGUGCGCGGGAUCUCGCUCAAGCUGCAGGAGGAGGAGCGCGAACGGAGAAUGGACUUUGUCCCCGACGAGUCGGCGAUCAAGACCGAUGAUGUGAAGGUGGACAAGGAGACGCUAGAGAUGCUUGCGUCUUUGGGAAUGUCUGACGUUUCCGGGUUUUCUCAAGUGGAGACACAAGCGGCCGUGGCACCAGGCAAUGCGUUUGGCCGUGGUGGAAGAAGAUUUUAAGGCAUGAGUUUUGUUUUUUUUGUUUUGUGUUAUGGAAUGAUUCACAACGUUGUUAAUCUCUUUCGUAUAUUCUUGCAGUACUGUUUUUAUCCAAGUUUCAGAAGUGUUGAAUUAAAUCAUUUCGAAUCAACAAAUGAGUUUUAAUUA
This is a messenger RNA of Raphanus sativus (radish), 699 nucleotides long. Its product is annotated as 40S ribosomal protein S17-3. Lineage: Eukaryota; Viridiplantae; Streptophyta; Magnoliopsida; Brassicales; Brassicaceae. Gene Ontology annotation, biological process: translation. The transcript is spliced from 2 exons. Gene Ontology annotation, cellular component: ribosome. Gene Ontology annotation, molecular function: structural constituent of ribosome. The record is from RefSeq and is a predicted model, not a curated record. Bases 133 to 552 code for a protein of 139 amino acids.